Messenger RNA from Salvia miltiorrhiza (redroot sage), 2291 nucleotides. RefSeq names its product protein VAPYRIN-like. Gene Ontology annotation, cellular component: cytoplasm; nucleus. Gene Ontology annotation, molecular function: protein binding. NCBI's taxonomy places the organism in Eukaryota, Viridiplantae, Streptophyta, Magnoliopsida, Lamiales, Lamiaceae. The coding region runs from base 627 to 1997 and encodes 456 amino acids. The transcript has 2 exons. The record is from RefSeq and is a predicted model, not a curated record.
UCUGGCCCGAAGCAUCCUCAUCCUUUUGCAAGAUUUGCUUGACAAUACCAAUCUCUCCUUCAUUGGCUCAGCCAAAAAUGAUGGAGUCAUCCGCAAAAAAGAGGUGACUAAUUGACGGAGCAGUGCUACAAAGUUGGGUGUAAGCUAGAUAAAGUCUCUGCACAAAAGAGAAAGAGAUAAAGGUGAGAGCGGAUCCCCUUAACAGAGACCGCCGCGCUCGUGCAUGAAAGGAAAACCAGGCACACCAUUAAUCAAUCAGCACUUAAAAAGAGACAAUAAUCACAUAAUUAACUCAACAAUCCCAUAUGCAACAUAGUAUUUCCAAGGAAGCCCCAUUUAAUAAUCGUAUGGUAAGCCUUGACCAUGUCCAACCUAAAACCAAAUACCCCUUUACUUCUAGCUUUCUUAUGCUGAUGAAAUAAAAUAUAAAAAUCAAAGAAAGUGGAAAAUUUCGAGAAUAUUUCCAAUUGGGACUAAAAGCAUGUGAUAAGGAUAAGUGGAGUGGCUUAAUUUUUUGCCAAAUUAAACGAAUCGAAUUUGGAAUAUUUGUAAGCAUGUGAUUAGUUUGGGAUGAAGUGGUUUAUAAAAGAAAGAAUGGUUUUGGGUUUGGGUUGUAUUGUGUUGUGAUGGACAAACUAGUCCAAGUCUCCGACCAGGAGAUCCUCAUCGACUUCUCCCUGGGCUGCAAAUGCCGCACCACCAUCCGCCUCAAGUCCCUCAUCUCCACCGCCCCACUAGCUUUCAAGGUCCAGACCUCCUCCCCUCACAAAUUCCUCGUCAAUCCCCCCACCGGCCUCGUCCCCCCGCUCUCCUCCGCCUCCUUCCAGAUCGUCCUCAAGCCCCAGCCCCACCUCCCCUCUUCCUUCCCCCGCUCCCCCUCCGACCGUUUCCUCCUCAAAACCGCCGCCGCACCCGACCUCCCCGACUCCACUCACUCCGACCUCGUCAACCACUGGUUCGCCUCCUUCCCUCCCCGCCCCACCCACGACGUCAAGCUCAAGGUCUACUUCGUCGGCCCCUUCCUCCUCGCCCACGCCGUCGCCGCCGGGGACUUCGAAGCGGUCAGGGGAAUCGUCAAGCGGCAGCGCUCGCUGGUCCCCGAGUUGCCGCUGCGGGAGGCUGAGUCGCUGUACCGAGUCGCGGCUCAGCACCCCGACAUCGCGGGCCUGCUCUUGGAGGCGGGGCUCAGAAUCGACGUCGUGCGCGGGGGUGUGAGCGAUGACGUCAGGUGGGCGGCCAAGGGGUGGGCGGGAUUGCACGUGGCGGCGGCGUUUGAUCGGGCGGAGGAGGUUGAGCAGCUGGUGAAGGAUGGGGUGGAGUGCAGGGAUAAGGAGGGGCGGACGCCGCUGCUUCUGGCGGCGGGCAAAGGGCAUCUGCGGACUGCCAAGGUGUUGGUGGCCGCCGGUGCCAACGUGGACGCCAGGAGCAAGGACGGCCGGACGGCUUUGUAUAGAGCGGCGGCCGUCGGGGAUCGGCCCAUGGUGGAGAUGCUGCUGCGGGCUGGCGCUGACCCCACUAUUGGUGAUGUCGAUCACUGCCGUUCCGCCAUUGGUGUCGCACGAGAUAAGGGCCAUAUGGACAUAGUUAAAGUACUAGAGCAAGGCGAAGCAGUGCUUCAUGCAGCUAGACGUGGGGAGCUCGAAGUACUGGAAUCGCUGCUGGAGAAAGGAGCAAAUAUGAACUUCUGUGAUCAAUACGGUUUGACAGCACUCCAUGUGGCCGCCAUUAAAGGAAACAAAGACGCGGUGAUGAUGCUUGUUGAGUUUGGUGCCAGUGUAGAGUGGCAGGAUGCUGAAGGUCACACUCCGCUGCAUUUGGCUGUUGAAGGUGGGAGCUUUGAGACCGUUGAAGUUCUUAUAUGCAGAGGAGCUAAUGUGAAUGCCACGACGACCAAAGGCGCAACCCCGCUCUACAUUUCAAAGUUGAUGGAGUACGAGGACAUAACGAAGCUUCUCCUCGAUAAGGGAGCUGCUGCGCCCCUCAACCAACUCCCUUAAUACGUGAGUCGCUGUAGGUUUCAAGCCGGCUGUUGCUGUCGUUGUUCCCCUCUUGGUUUCAUUAUCGCGUCGCAGUAGCUUGAUGGCGCUCCUUGUGGUUGAGUUCUGAAUCUAUGUAGAGUUUUGUGACAUAGCAGUAGUUUUUGGUCUGAGAUGAAAUUGUUUAAAAACUUAGUAUAGGUGUAGGUUUUGUAGUCAUCUCGGAGAAAACAUUUGUACAUGUUCUUUUUGGAAUUAAAUUUGCAGCUGUAUCCGUCGUUAUACUAUGCUGAAAUGGAUUGUCAAAGCACUCUA